Dicentrarchus labrax (European seabass) is the source of this 1944-nucleotide messenger RNA. It is a transcript of the gene fam107b, whose product is annotated as family with sequence similarity 107 member B. The record is from RefSeq and is a predicted model, not a curated record. The coding region runs from base 221 to 625 and encodes 134 amino acids. Lineage: Eukaryota; Metazoa; Chordata; Actinopteri; Moronidae. The transcript has 4 exons.
AGUGUAUGUGAGCUAUUGAACAGUAAACUAAAGCAGAGUCGCGCGGACACACCUCAAACCCCAAGAAGUGAACCGGAGAGGCGCUCGUGUGUCCCCCGAACCACUUUGUCAUUUUUAAAUAUUAAAAACAACUUGAGUUGGAGAGAGAAGUCGCGUCGGGGUCGACUUUGAGGUAGAUCCGUGUGACCCUGGUCUAUCGCUGUCACCAGGGAGGAGUGUCAUGGCGGAGCCCGACUAUCUUGAUGGAGACUGUGAUGAGCUCAUCAAACCCAAGAAGCUGAUCAACCCAGUCAAGACCUCCCGUAACCACCAGGACCUGCACCGAGAGCUGCUUAUGAACCAGAAGAGGGGUCUGGCUCCUCAGAACAAACCUGAGCUCCAGAAGGUUAUGGAGAAAAGGAAGAGGGAGCAAGUUCUCAAGGCUCAGAAGGAGGAGCAGGAGGCCCACAAGAAGAGGAGUGACCUGGAGAUAGAGCUCAUGAAAAGACAACAGAAACUAGAGCAGCUGGAACUAGAGCAGCAGAAAAAUGAGGAGGAACAGGAGAACACCCCCGAGUUUGUGAAGAUGAAGAGCAACCUGCGCAGGACCAAGCAGGAGACCGACGGGGAGGAACGAACCACCUAAAAACUAGCAGGGGUGUCUGGGUCUGGCUGAUUGUGCGCGUGUUUUGUGAGCACGGAGACGUCAGGAGUGUGUGUACAAAAGAGAGUGCGUGGUGGUGACCUGACCGUGGUCCAAGAUGAACUUCCUGGCUUUCCCAACCUAGCUGUUCCUUUCUGCAGUGAGGAGAGAGACUUUACACUAAAGACCCCCCUCUGUCUGCCUGCCACGGACCGCCAGUACUCACUUCUGCUCCUCACACCCAUUCAGCAGCGGCACACAGCACCCCCCACAGGAGGGACCUAACACAGACAUGUUACACGCCUUUCAACGAGGGCGAGCAAGCUUCCAAUGAGCUCUGAUGGAGAAACAACCAAACACACACACACAGGAGCUUUCAUCCCCUCAGUUUUCACUCCUCUCUCCACAGCAAGCCGUCAUUUCUCUUUACUGUUAUCAAUGUUGUUAUCGUUGUUGUUGUUGUUGUUGUUUGUUUUUGUUCUCAUCUUCAGAAUCAAAUAAGGAAAAGUGGACACUGGAUGGACUCUUGAAGCUGUGUAAUGUAAAAGCCAAACAAAUGUGCUUUUGUUAUUUAUGUUUGUAGCUUUUAGCCCAGGUAUAGGGGAGGACACUUUUAGUCGUUAUGUAUUUUAGUUUGUUUUACAGCAUAGUUUAUGAAGCCAGAACAAGACAAAGGGAGUGUAUGGUUGUGUGAAACACUCAAGUUUGCUUUAUUAUCUUUUUUUUUAUUUUCUUCUAAACAUGCCAUUUCCUCAGCUAAUGCAAUUUUGAGCAAUAGUAGAACUCCCAGGCAUGAGAGUGACAUUUUCUUUAUAUAUUCUGUUGUUUUGUAUGAAUAAAAGUGUUACAUAAUAAAUAAUUUAAGUUUUUGUUAGGAUGGUCAAUAAGAAUAAGCCUUGAGCCCCGUCUGAUCAGUCUUUUUGUGUGCUCUCAUAAAUCACCUGUCACCUGUCAUAAAAGAUACAAUUGAUCUGUAGUUCUUGGGAUUAUCUGCAUGGCUCCUGAAACAACUCUAGUACACAUCACUUCAGUAUUUUGUCUGUAGUUACAAUGGAGCCAUAGACAUGCAGACAGAUCAUUAAAAUCAGUAAAUCUGAAUUAAAGUGGCUAGUGUAUUUGAGAAACAGUGAAAACUCUGGAUGCUAAAGUGCACAUGUAGUGGUUAUUUAAAUAUCACACAAUAAUAUUAUGGGUCUAAAAUUGUGGUUUGUGGGUUUCCAAGAGUACAUCUAUUUUUCUCAUGGGAAGAAGCAGAUUUAUAACAACAUAACCCUGUGUUCUUCUCAAGAAUAUUAUUUUAAAUAAACAUAAUUUUAACAGGU